Messenger RNA from Capronia epimyces CBS 606.96, 279 nucleotides. RefSeq lists its product as uncharacterized. The transcript is spliced from 3 exons. Bases 1 to 279 code for a protein of 92 amino acids. Lineage: Eukaryota; Fungi; Ascomycota; Eurotiomycetes; Chaetothyriales; Herpotrichiellaceae. The record is from RefSeq and is a predicted model, not a curated record.
AUGCACCCUUUCUCUUCGCUCACUAUCGGCAUCUUUGUUGCCGGCUAUAUCACUGCGCGUUGGGACCUUGUGACCAGACUCUCUGAGCUAGCCGUCUUUGCUUGGGAUCACGGUGUUGUUGCCAGGGCCACCAAAGCAUUUGUCCUCAUUUCACUAAUCUACGUUCUCAUCGCAAUUCCUUUGGACCGACUCGCAGCACAGGAGGCAGUAGUUCACCCUCGAUUGCCUGCGCAUGGAAUUUCAGCACGUGAACAACUACGCCGACGAGGUUCUUUUUGA